AUGUUCUUGUCCAACAACCAGGGCAACUUAUUCAGCAACCAGCACAACAGUACGUGCGAAAAGGUCUAUUCUACAUGCACUAUCCGUACUACAGACUCCCACGGGAGUAUGUCUUACGAACUCGAACUGAAUUCGCAUAUCCUCCACAGUACCAACACGUCCAGUACACCUAUCAUCAGCCGUUACCGUACAAAGGACUAUUACAAUAUCUAUCGCAGCGAUCCUCGAUUUAAUCCGUAUAUAACGGCCGGAUGCGGUGGAGGCUGUGGUGGAGGAGGAGAAGCUCGAGUCAACAAGAAGGACCCUCUCGCCGACAUCGAUUUGGAAACGCUGGAGGAACUCGGAAAAUGGACCAAGAAGAAGAAAAUGAGGGUGUCGGCCGGGAGGUCCACGUUGUGGUGCCCAGCAAAACGAUUUCCGGGGUAG
Cooperia oncophora is the source of this 426-nucleotide messenger RNA. NCBI's taxonomy places the organism in Eukaryota, Metazoa, Nematoda, Chromadorea, Rhabditida, Trichostrongylidae. The record is from the annotation of a GenBank genome assembly.